This is a messenger RNA of Myotis davidii, 1803 nucleotides long. RefSeq names its product N-acetylserotonin O-methyltransferase-like protein. The transcript has 12 exons. The annotation marks the transcript as partial. Gene Ontology annotation, molecular function: nucleoside triphosphate diphosphatase activity; O-methyltransferase activity. NCBI's taxonomy places the organism in Eukaryota, Metazoa, Chordata, Mammalia, Chiroptera, Vespertilionidae. The record is from RefSeq and is a predicted model, not a curated record.
AUGUGGAGUACCACCCGUGACGUCCGUGCGACUGACCUGGGCAGACGUGGCCCGUCCAGGUCAGCGGCCCGGAGUGGACAGUGGGUGAAAGUUCAGUCAUCGGGAAAAGGCCGCGCGUCUGGGGACCCCCACCCCCCGCUCUGUCCACGUCCUGGCCUUUCUCGAACCCCCCGUCCCCCUUCUUCUCGGUUGCAGGGUCUCAGGUUCGAGGUGGUGCCCUCCCGGUUUAAGGAGAAGCUGAACAAAGCCUCAUUCCCCACGCCUUACGCCUACGCCAUCGAGACGGCCAAGCAGAAGGCGCUGGACGUGGCCCGGAGGAAGCAGCAGAAAGACCUUCGGGCCCCCGACAUCGUCAUCGGAGCCGACACCAUCGUGACGCUGCAGGGGCUGAUCUUGGAGAAGCCGGUGGACAAGCAGGAUGCCUACAGCAUGCUCUCCAGGUUGAACGGGAAGGAACACAGUGUGUUCACGGGCGUCACCAUCAUCCAGUGCUCCUGCCAAGACAGCCAGCUGGACAUGGAGAUCUCGGAAUUCCACGAGGAGACGCUGGUGAAGUUCUCGCAGCUGUCGGAGGAGCUGCUGUGGGAUUACAUCCACAGCGGGGAGCCCAUGGACAAGGCCGGCGGUUACGGGAUCCAGGCGCUGGGCGGGAUGCUGGUGGAGUACGUCCACGGAGACUUCCUCAACGUGGUGGGCUUCCCCCUGAACCACUUCUGCAAGAAGCUGGCGGAGCUGUACCUCACGCGGCCCGAGGACCUGCCGCCGGCCGAGCACGACUCCAUCCCCACCGUCGACACCUUCGAGAACCUCAGUGACCUCAGCGACGUGGAGGGCCGCGGCCAGGGCGGGGCCCCGGUGCAGGCCGACCGGCCGCGGGCUCUGGGCAGGAAGAACUCGGUUCCCAGCAGGAUGGUGGACAGCCUGCCCCCGACGCCCCUCCUGGAACUCCUGGACGGCUUCAAAGCGUCCAAGGCCCUGUUCACCGCCUGCAAGAUGAAGGUGUUCGAUCUGUUGCAAGAGGAAGCCCCCCUGAGUGCCGCGGAGAUCGCCCAGAGAAUCGAGGCCUCCGAGGGCGGGACCGGGCGGCUGCUGGACGUGUGCGCGGCCCUGGGGUUGCUGGAGAAGACGGACAGAGGGUACAGCAACUCCGAGCUGGCCGGCCUGUACCUGCCCUCGGGCGGCAGGUACUCCCUGCAGCCCCUCAUCCUCUGUGGCCACGGCCUUCGACCUGUCUCGGUUCACCUCUGCCUGCGACCUGGGAGGUGCGUAGUAGAUCAGAACCGGCCCACAGCCGGCCGGCGCCCCGGCCUCCACUUCCUUCCUUCCGUGUUCGUUCUCUACCAGAGCCAGGACCGGAAGCUGCAGUUCAUGAGGGCCAUGCACAGCCUCAGCCAGCUGACCGCCCGCCAGGUGGCCACGGCCUUCGACCUGUCUCGGUUCACCUCUGCCUGCGACCUGGGAGGCUGCACGGGAAUCCUCGCCCACGAGCUUGCCCGAGCCUACCCCGGCCUGAAGGUGACCGUGUUCGACCUCCCGGAGGUCAUCGAGGACGUCUCGGGUUUCCAGCCUGACCGCGCACGGCCUCAGCAGGUCAGCUUCGUGCCAGGCGACUUUUUCCAAGACAGCCUCCCGGAGGCCGACCUCUACAUCCUCUCCAGAAUCCUCCGCGAUUGGCCGGACGACAAGGCCCACGCGUUGCUGAGCCGGAUCUCCGGCCACUGCAAACCAGGUGAGACGGCGCCCACACUUCCUUUCCUUAAAACCGUUGUCUUGUCUCUUUCUUAUAAUAGAUUUUUAUUGAUG